AAACAACUCUGAUAUGUCAAACGCGUGAUAUCGUCUCAUGAACAUGAACCAACAUGGUAUCGUCCCUCACGUAUGAGUGAAUGAAUGUACCACGAACUCGGAAAAUCGUCCGCAUCAUCUCUUUAAGUCAGCAGGGCCUGCCAAUAGGCAACCGCCCUCAAAAACCAUCACACGCACCCGACGCCAACGUUGAAGACUACACGACCCUCUGCCCACCGUAGUGUGACGGCUUUGACUCCCUUUCAUGACCUUCACCCGACUCGACGUAUCGCCAGAUGAUCGGCAGCUGUAAUGCCUCCCCAUGUGGAGAUUUGCCAGUCCAGGUGCAGAUCACCGAACGGGACAGCAGACACUGUGUGACGAAGUACGCAACUGCUGGACCAUCAUCAUGCACACAUGUCCUUCCUCCCCUGCUGUGCCCCCAACCAACACGAUCGACCCGGCGAAGGCAAGAUGUCUGAUAGCUUAUGAAUACCAGACAUCGGGCCUUCAACAAGUCGACACUAUGGCUGGCGACAUCAACAGGUAGAAAAGACGACAAGACAAUGAAAGAAAAGACCCCACUUGUCUCGACUGGCGACGACUGCUCUCUGCCUCUCUGAGGUGACCAUUUGGACCUCUCGCACGCAGCGCAGCGCAGCGCAGCGCAGCACAGCAGACAAGGGAACCAUACCACACCCACUCUGGUCACAGCCACUCUCUCUUAAACACGCGACAACCAUAAGCCAGGAAUUAAUUCAGCCCUUCAGUCAGUCGUCACCGACGGUCUGCCACUCCCACAGGUAGUCGUACGGCCGUGCGGUGCUGACGGUCUCGCCGAAGAAGUGCAGCUGGUCCCGCGUGUCGAGCACCACGCUGUGCCGCACACCGGCCGACACAUCCUCUACCACGAUGCCCUCCUCUCCGAAGUCAUUCAACCUGCAGACCACACGACUCACACGUGUGUGUGUGUCGGUGUGUGUCUAUUCCCUCUGGUCGCCUCGCCUACUCGGUGAAUUCUCUGAUGAUUUUGGUCUUGUCGAAUCUGAGCCCCAACUGUCGGUCCGAGUUGCUCCCCGCCACCAGCACCCGCCGGUCCUUGAGCAGCAGGAUCGUGUGGGACGAACCACACCGCACCUUGCACACACAGAAGACGCCCUCCAGACGGCCACGGUCGCUCUGACUCGACAGCAGCCGCUCCCUGCCAGUGCCCUCAGACUGGGCCUGGGCCUGCUGCUCAUCGGGCGGGGCAGAUGAUGCUGCUGCAGCUGGCGAUGCCGGCAGGGGGUUUGGUGGUGGUGCUGCUGCAGGGGUGUCUGGUUGUGUGUCCAUCUCUGGGUGUGGGGAGGUGGUGGGUGAGAGGGGUGCGAGUCGUGUGGGGGCGGGGGUGGAAGGCUCCAUGGCGGAGGGAGGGGGGACCUGACGGGGCGUCAGGCAGUCGGCAGGGCUGGGGUCGCCUGAUGUAGACAGACAGAUGGACAGACAGACAGACAGACAGACAGAUGGGAAGAAUGUGCGUGUAUCUGCCUGUCGGUGUGAGUGUCUCUUCCUUUACUUACCCAGCUGUCCCUCCCUGGAUUUGCCCCACAUGAAGAGGCGGCCGUCGACCGUUAUGGCGGCAGCGUGCUCCUCACCUGUGCAUACAACAACAACACACAUGCAACGCAUCGCAUCGCAUCGCCGUCGCCUCAGUCAGUGUAUCCCUCCCUUCCCAUGUCUGUUCAUCCCUCACCUGCAGCCACUUGCACGACGGUCUCUCUCUGCAGAGCGGCGAUGGGCUUGGGGGUCUCCUCAAAGUCCUUGCUCCCGUGGCCCGUCUUGCCGUGAGACCCGCGACCCCACGAAUACACCUGAUUGACAGGCAUCACACCACACCAGGUACACAGCGCCCAAUGCACAUGCAGGCGGCAUUCAUUGUUGCGUACCUACCUUGCCGUUGGUGGUGACCAUGAGGUUGAAUCCUCCGCCCGCGUCGAUCUGUGCGGCGGGCGGCGAUGGGAUGCGGACGGGGUGGGCGACGGCCUUGCGGAGCCAGAGACCGAAACCCCACAGGUCGCCGUGCUCGCCCAUGACCAACGUGUGGUGGGUGCCGCAUGCCACAGCACGCACCUGAAGUUAACCGCACAAAGAGGCACAUACAAUGCAAUUGUCUCUCCGUUUCCAUUCCCCUGCCUGGCCUCACUGACCUUGACGUUGAGUGGGAAGUCCACUCGACACGGGGUGAGCCGCAUGGUCCGAUCGUCAGUGCCCCUCCUCACCUCACCCCGCUGCUCACCCACCCUUGCACUGCUGCCCAUGUCACCAGCUGCAGAGUACCCAAACAGGUUGGGGAUGCCGCCACUGUUCAGGUCCUCCCGGCUGCUGCCCAUGGACACGGUCCGUCGUGCGAUGGCCAUGCCCAGCUGUCCCUGCCGGUUGAGGCCGAAGGUGUAGAGCUGCCCGUCGCGGGUGGCGACGGCGCUGUGGGAGGAGCCGCACCCGAUGGACGCCACAGGGAGGGAGUGGAAGUACGUCACCUCCUUGCACUCGGCACGGGGCUGCGUAUCCCCUGCAGACCAACCGAGACAGGCAAACAAACAACAACAGGGGACAGGAGAAGAUGAUGGGACGGGGGCGUGCUCACGCUCUUUUCUCCCUGUAUGUAUGUAUGUUUAUGUGCGUACCGAGUCCCAGCUGUCCGGAUGGCUGCAGCCCGACGCCCAACACCUGCCGGCUCUUGUCGCGCAGGUGCAGGGUGUGCGCCUCACCAGUCUCCACCCUGUGCGGCUCCCGUAGCCUCUCCAUCACCAGCAGCGCCCUCACAUAGCCCUCACUUCGCACCAGGGCGUCCAGCCGCUGCUCAUCCACACCCCAGCCGAGCAGGAUCUGUGUCACAGCCAAGGGGACUAUCGAGCGGCACCACUCGCGGCCGCAGGUGGCGAUGGCGGCCACCCAUGAGGCCGGCAGGUGGCUGCAGAGAAGCAGCAGCACCGGCUGGGGGAUCUCGUGCAGCGAGUGGGCGACGGUUGGCGAGGGAAGGUUGCUGGAGGUUCUGAGUCUCUGAAGGGCUCGCGACGGAGCAGGGCUGCGCCUGUAGGUCCCGUCAGACACCAGAACCAUCC
Vitrella brassicaformis is the source of this 3080-nucleotide messenger RNA. Lineage: Eukaryota; Vitrellaceae. The record is from the annotation of a GenBank genome assembly.